This is a messenger RNA of Bicyclus anynana (squinting bush brown), 2314 nucleotides long. RefSeq names its product neuralized-like protein 2. The transcript is spliced from 2 exons. The record is from RefSeq and is a predicted model, not a curated record. The coding region runs from base 93 to 857 and encodes 254 amino acids. Gene Ontology annotation, biological process: intracellular signal transduction. Gene Ontology annotation, molecular function: ubiquitin protein ligase activity. NCBI's taxonomy places the organism in Eukaryota, Metazoa, Arthropoda, Insecta, Lepidoptera, Nymphalidae.
UAUUAGUCUGUGACGAUGAAAAUGUUGUAGCAAUUAGCUUAAUUUUUGAUUUGUUUACUUUUUAUUACUUUAAAAAGCCUAUGUUGUAAAUAAUGAUUCGCUUUCAUAGCUUUCAUGGUCCGAAUAUUGUUUUAUCUGAAGACAAUACUGUAGCUUAUCGAAAAUCCAGCUACGCGCACAGUCUAGUGUUUAGUGAAAAUCCUAUAUUGCCCGGUGAAGUAUUUUUAAUUGAGAUUGAUAAGUGGGAACGCGGUUGGAGUGGUCAUAUGCGCCUAGGAUUGACUUCACUCGAUCCCGAUGUAACUGAACACUGUGAUGAAGAACUACCACAGUAUUCUUUGCCCGACCUCGUCACAGAUGAGACGUCCUGGAUUAUACCUAUAUCUAUAUUAAAACACAGCAUUGAAAACGUCGAAGAAACUGCAGAAUCAGUACUCGGAGAGGGGCCUAAUGUGCUAACCCCGCGUGGACUAUUCUCCAAAACAAACCUGAAGUCAGAAGAAUAUGCUCUUGCACCAAAAAUGCAGCCGAUGGAAGUCGGAAGUCGUAUUGGCGUAAUGUAUGUUCCACGUUCAAAAACAAGUAAAGUAGACGCAAAUUUGGAAGAAGUUGAAAUGUAUUUUAUCGUUAACGGCAUCUCCGUGGGCCCACAUACUGUUAUACCGUUUACAGGGCCCUUGCAUGCAGUAGUCGACGUAUAUGGAACCACAAAACGAGUGAAGAUAAUACAACUUUAUACAGUUCCAUCUCUUCAAAUGUUGUGUAGAGACGCCAUUUUGCCAUACAUCGACAGGAUUUCAGUAAAGUCUCUACCUCUGCCUCGACCUAUAAAAGACUAUCUAGCCAAGUUCUGCUAACGUCUGUCAUUUCAAGUGUCAAUGGUUGCAUUUGCUGACGUUAAAUCUAGUACUGCUGGUCAGAUAUUCAGAGUUCACUUUCCGAUUUUUCGACGUAUUUUAUUCGAUACUAGCGGACGCCCGCGACUUCGUCCGCGUGAAAGUCGUUGUAAACUUUCAACUACCCCUAUCCUACCCUACCCUAUCCCAACCCUACCCCUACCCUACCACUACCCUACCCCUACCCUACAAUACUCCUACCCUACCCCUACCCUACCCUACCCUACCCCUACCCUACUCAUUAAGGCUGCACUUCUUUAUUUAUUCCCCCUCCCCCGCGAGCCGCAUCGAGCGCGGCAACCGUUACACAAAAAUAAUCCAUAUAGCAUGACUUAGUAUUCACGCGCGAUGGCUUAGCGUAUUUCUUGUAUAACUUUAGUGUUUCUUUACCGAUUUUUAUGAUUCUUUUUUUAUUAAAUAGGUAAUAAUGUUAACUUUUUUAGUUAGGGAUGAGUGAUGAGUGUUAUAAACAUAAGAGUAGACAAAUAUAAUUAGAAAGCUCCGAACUGCUAAGCUAUCGGGAGUUACACGUGUUAUUGUGAGUCAACCAUAAAAGACAGACAUAUAUGUGCUGUUGUGUUUUUAUAGAUAAUUUUAAGGAGAACAUUUCCGUCAUACAUGAUUUCCAUGUAGCUUUAACCAUUAAGGCUGUACACGCGACGGAAGCUUAAAAAAUUGAGUAACUUCUCCCGUUUUCUCAACAUUUCUCUUCACUGCUCUGCUCCUAUUGAUCGUAGCGUAAUGAAAAGUAUACUAUAACCUGCUCAGGAGUAUGUAAAAUAAUUGUACCAAGUUUCGUUAAAAUCCGUCCAGUAGUUUUUGUUUCUAUAAAGAACAUACAGACAGACAGACAGACAAAAAUUUUACUGAUUGCAUUUUUGGCAUCAGUAUCGAUCACUAUCACCCCCUGAUAGUUAUUUUGGAACUAUAUUUCAUGUACAGAAUUGACCUCUCUACAGAUUUAUUAUAAGUAUAGAUAAGACAUUGAACCAUUCUGGCCUAAGUAGGUAGGUAGGUACCUAGUAAGUAAGGUAGGUGUAGGUAGUUACCUAGGUAUUUAGAAGAUUCUCGAUUUUCUAUAGCCUUACUCGUUGUGCUCUGUUUACCAACAAAUAAUUAAAAAGGAGGGUAAUUAAUCUCUAGUAAUUUCACACCUAAUAGUAAUUAUAAUUAACUUGUUCUCAAAUUAAUUAGCUUAGAACAAUUAGAUAUAAGUAAUGUAUUUUAAUAACAUUUUAUAAACAAACAAUACAUAAUUUAAAAUAAUUAAGUUAUGAAAUGACAUUAUUUUUUAUACCUUCAUUACUAAUUUGAUUGUUCGUAAACAGUACGCAUCGAGUAGAGUUGUAGUAUAGGAACGAACAACGACCUUAUUGUCGUUUUUAUUUUUAAUAUUAAUAAUAAUUUUUAUCUUUUUC